Fraxinus pennsylvanica is the source of this 1206-nucleotide messenger RNA. Lineage: Eukaryota; Viridiplantae; Streptophyta; Magnoliopsida; Lamiales; Oleaceae. The record is from the annotation of a GenBank genome assembly.
AUGGCGGCCCAAAUCUUCAGAACACUCACUGCCAAACCCCACGUCGCGUCCACCCUUCUACGCCGCACCGCCACCACCUCAGCCCAGUAUGUAGCCUCCAGAGCCCGAGACCCCACCUUCGAAAAGCUCAUGGAGAAAUACAAGAUCCUCCUCAAAGCGAUCGCGAUCCAGGACCUCAUUCUCGCCUCAACCUCCAACCCACCCUCCGUUUCCCUCGACUUCCUCCAUCGUCUCUCCCAGAAACUUCACCUUAACCGGGGCCCAGCCGCCUUCCUCCGCAAGUACCCCCACAUUUUCCACAUUUUUCCCAACCCCGAAAAACUCCAGCCUUUCUGCUCCCUCACUCCCGCUGCUCUACAAGUCAUCCGUCAAGAGUCUGAUGCUAUUGAGGACUCACUGCCACUUGUCGUCACCAGAUUGGUAAAGCUUCUCUCCAUGUCAAUGACCAAAAAGCUGCCUCUUCGAGCCGUUUUUAAGGUAUGGAGAGAAUUGGGCCUCCCCGAUGACUUUGAGGACUCUGUUAUUGCAAAAAAUUCUGACCUCUUUUCGCUUGCUGAUGGAAAUGAGCCGAAUACUCAUGUUUUAAGGCUCAAUUCUAGUGAAGUUCCAAAGGAUUGUUUUGUUCCCACUGUCGAAAAAUGGAGGGUUGAAGAAUGUUGUAAAGAGGAUUGUCGUGUGGAUAGGACUGAAUUGAAGUAUAGUUUUAAACAUGCGUUUCCACCAGGGAUGCGUUUGACAAAGAAUUUUAAGGCGAAAGUAAAGGAAUGGCAGAACUUACCAUAUAUUGGGCCAUAUGAGGAAAUGGGUUUGGUGGAGACAAAGAGGAGUAAGAGUGGAAUGAUGAGAAUGGAAAAGCGGGCAGUGGGGAUUGUUCAUGAGUUCUUGAGCUUGACUGUGGAGAAGAUGGUGGAGGUAGAGAAGAUUAGUCAUUUUAGGAAAUGGUUUGGAAUUGAUUUGAAUAUUAGGGAUUUGUUUCUGGAUCAUCCCGGGAUGUUCUAUUUGUCGACCAAAGGGAAGAGGCACACGGUGUUUCUGAGGGAGGCAUAUGAGAGGGGAUGCUUGGUUGAGCCAAAUCCAGUUUAUGAGGCUCGGAGGAAGCUUCUUUAUCUUGUUGCUUUAGAGUGUCGUGGCUUGGACAGAGGCAUUGAUGAGUUGAAGAUUGUGGAGAGUGACGAAAACAGAGUGAAAGAAGUGAAGAAUGAUUGA